This is a messenger RNA of Nicrophorus vespilloides, 1397 nucleotides long. RefSeq lists its product as uncharacterized. Bases 274 to 1374 code for a protein of 366 amino acids. The record is from RefSeq and is a predicted model, not a curated record. The transcript has 4 exons. Gene Ontology annotation, cellular component: RNA polymerase I complex. Gene Ontology annotation, biological process: nucleolar large rRNA transcription by RNA polymerase I; RNA polymerase I preinitiation complex assembly; transcription elongation by RNA polymerase I. NCBI's taxonomy places the organism in Eukaryota, Metazoa, Arthropoda, Insecta, Coleoptera, Silphidae. Gene Ontology annotation, molecular function: DNA binding.
GUUAAUCUGGGUACAUCCCACUCCUUAAUUCAAUUGCUGACCGAAAUUGUUUGUACAUUGGAGGUGGACAGAUGUAGACAGAUGUGGCCCGCCCGCAUACCGAGCUUAACACAUCCAUAGCGCGCUCUGCCGACUAUACUACUUACUAUAUAAAGUCCUUAUUACUGUGCUUUGACUCGACACCCUGACCAUAUUUCUAACACAACGUCAUAACCUAAAAUUGUAUAUUACAAUUUUUAAAUCGUCCUCGUGUAUUUGUUAUUAUUUGCUAAUAUGAAGUGCAAAAUAAAAAGUGUGGUGUACAAUGAGAAAGCUCCAAGACCAAUAAAUUUGACUUUUACUAAUGGGAAAUUAAACCUCGAUGGAGAGUCAGGUAAUUGUCAAUUAUACAGAACAAAAGAUGAAAAGUUUGUACCAAUAUUUACUGCUGAUGGAUUGGAGUAUAAUGGAGAAACCAAUAGGUCAGAAGAGUAUUACCGUGAUUUCAUGGUAAUUAAGAAGAAGAAUUCAAAUUCUAUGAAACUGUUUGCAAUUGAUAAUGUUUUAAUGAAACCAAAACUGAAGAAGGACAAUGCAAACAAAGUGUUUAUUAAAAAUGAUAAUAAACAGGACAUGAUUAUGUUUGCAGAGACAUUUGGUUCAAAGAGAGAAGUGAAACAGAGCACAACAUAUGCUAAGAUGUGGAGAAAAGAUGAUGAUGUCAAUGAAACUAUGAAUAAUAUAUUGAAAGAUGAGGAUCUUUCAGAAAAACAAUGGGAAUAUGAUCAUUCCUCUCUAUUAUCUUAUCUUCCAGAAGUGAAUGAAAAUGCAGAGAAAGUUGAAGAUGUUUACAAUCUAAGCAAACUUAUUCCAGAGGACAUUCAAGAAGAAUUGUUACCUACUAUAAAUGAUUUACUGGAUGGUGCAGAGGUUGAAAUUACCAAUACAUAUUUAUCUUUAAAAAUUAAGAGGAUCUGUGAAAACUGCAUGGACAAGGAUGACUUCAAAUUGAAAAGGGAUUUAGGAAUUUAUUUGUUUUGUGAUGCUUUACUUACAGUAACUCAACAUGAGAUUCUUAAAGGAGUACCAAAAUGUGCAGUAAGUCGGGAAGUUUCCAAAUACCUCAUCAAGAUAUACACCAUCCAAAAACUCGCCAAAAGAUUUGUGUCGAAAGAAUGCAAAGCUAAAGCGUUUUCGGUAUUAAUUAUUUUACUUCUAAUUACACACGAUUUUAAACUCGAUAUGGAGUUAAUAGCAUCUAAUUUUCCUAUUGGCUUUAUGGAACUCCAAAGAUAUGCCUUGUAUGUGCGUUGUACUAAUGAUAAGAAAUACUCUGUAUUGAAAUUGCCGUUAAAACCUUUAGAUUUGACUAGACGGUUAUUUAAAAAAAAAUAGUUCAUUAUAUAUUUAUAUUAAUA